CCAAACAAAACAGGCAAAUCAUCCAGAGACAGACUCCACUACACUUCUUCAAGCCAUUGACUUGGAACCUAAAUCCACUCAGAUGGACAUUGUCUGGAAGUUUGGGCAUUAGGAUUUGGAUUGAAGAUUUUGCAUUCUGUCAUUUGGGUUUUUCUUUGGAAAAUUCUAUGUUUAAAUUGAGAUGUGGAUUUUGUAAAUUAUAAGAAGUUAAGGGGAUGAAGAUGUUGCCCAAUCAAAGCUUUUCUCGUAUCGACACUUUGGAGCUGAAAUCGAUGAUUGUUAGAAAGAUUGGGCAUGAGAGAGCUGAGAAAUACUUUGAACUGAUCAGAAGAUUGUUUAGUUUGAAGAUUAGUAAGUGUGAAUUCAACAAGUUCUGCAUUAGGAUUAUAGGAAGGGACAAUCUCCCUCUUCAUAACCGGCUUAUUAGCUCUAUCAUCAAGAAUGCACACCUUGCAAAAGCUCCACCAUUGCCAAGUUUUAGGAAACCCGGAAGCACUCUUACUGUUAAUGUUGCAAACGAAUAUAAGAGGAAUGGAGAUGCAAUUCCUCAAUCCCCUCUGACAGGCCGGUCUGCAGUUGAUGGAGACCACAAGUUUCUUGACCGUCCAACUCCUUUGGGGCCAAAUGGGAAGCCCCAAGGUGUUGCAUAUCAGGAAUCAGUCUCCAAAGCACAUCAAAAUGCUACUGAAUUGCUUUCUCUUGGCAGUAGGCCUCCAAUUGAAGUAGCCUCGGUGGAAGAUGGAGAAGAGGUUGAACAGGCUGCAGGAAGCCCGAGUAUUCAAAGUAGGAGCCCAGUUACAGCUCCUUUUGGUUUAUCUAUGAAUUUGGGUGGAUCACGCAAAUUUCUCCAUAGUGCAUCAGUAUGUCGUACAUACCACCUGGAAACCUGUCAAAACUGCAGUGAGCUACCUGAUACAAGAUCAUUAAAAAGUCGUUUGGAGCGGAAAUUGCAGAUGGAGGGUAUCAAUGCUUCUGUUGACUGUGUUAACCUCUUGAAUAAUGGAUUAGAUGCUUAUUUGAGGAGAUUAAUUGAACCUUGUAUAAGGUUCGCUGGGAUGAGGCAAAGAGAAUCUACUUGUGCAACUAUGUUAGAUUUCCGUGCAUCGGUGGAGUUAAAUCCUCAGAUACUCGGUGAAGACUGGGGCAUACAGCUUGAGAAGAUUGUCUUUCGUGCUUCAGAAGAUUGAAAGAAACUCUACACACACAUUCAAUAGUUGGUGAGAUCCUAAAGUUGGAUAUUACACCCCCGUUAAUCAUGGUUCAGUAUUUUGAACCCUUUAUUUGACCUUAUACGAAUUUCUGCUGCUUCCUGCCAUCGAGUUUUUGCAUUGCCAUACAGAAUGAAGUUGCUGGUUCUGUGGGAGGUUUUUUAAAAUUGUUGUGCCGGUGGCCUGUUGAUAUGAUAAUCUGUUAAACUUCGAUACAAGUAAGAUCUCAUUGCUCAAAGAGUAUUUGACAGAGGUCUUCUGUUAAUUUUGUGUUCCCUUUUUUCUUUUCUAGUGGCUAGUUAUGCUAUUCCAGUCGCAUCAGUGGUUGGUAAAUAGUUGCAUAUCUUUUGUAUGUUCAAAUAUUUAUAUGGAAUUUACUAUUCUUGCUC
Messenger RNA from Fragaria vesca subsp. vesca, 1597 nucleotides. RefSeq lists its product as uncharacterized. NCBI's taxonomy places the organism in Eukaryota, Viridiplantae, Streptophyta, Magnoliopsida, Rosales, Rosaceae. Gene Ontology annotation, biological process: regulation of transcription by RNA polymerase II. The coding region runs from base 216 to 1187 and encodes 323 amino acids. The record is from RefSeq and is a predicted model, not a curated record. Gene Ontology annotation, cellular component: SAGA complex. Gene Ontology annotation, molecular function: transcription coactivator activity. The transcript has 2 exons.